This is a messenger RNA of Leishmania braziliensis MHOM/BR/75/M2904, 1095 nucleotides long. Its product is annotated as putative replication factor C, subunit 3. Gene Ontology annotation, cellular component: DNA replication factor C complex; nucleus. The transcript has a single exon. Lineage: Eukaryota; Euglenozoa; Kinetoplastea; Trypanosomatida; Trypanosomatidae. The coding region runs from base 1 to 1095 and encodes 364 amino acids. The record is from RefSeq and is a predicted model, not a curated record. Gene Ontology annotation, biological process: DNA repair; DNA-templated DNA replication. Gene Ontology annotation, molecular function: DNA binding; ATP binding; DNA clamp loader activity.
AUGUACGCAGGCAGGCAAGGUGAGGAGGGCAAGGUGGCUGCCAGCCAUCUGCCAUGGGUGGAGAAGUACCGUCCUAGCACACUGGAGAGCGUCGUCGCACACGAGGACAUUCUCAGCACGUUACGGCACCUCAUGAAUAGCGGUAACAUGCCUCACCUGCUGCUCUACGGUCCGCCUGGUACUGGUAAGACGACCACCAUUAAGGCAUGUGCGUACUAUCUCUACGGUAAGGAUCGAGUGCGCGCGAACGUGCUUGAGAUGAACGCGUCCGAUGACCGUGGCAUCGACGUGGUGCGCCAGCAGACUCGCGAGUUCGCUAGUACCACUUCCAUAUUUUCCGUAAUGGGCUCCAGCAGCUCAACUGGAAGCGGAAGCGGUGGCUCGGCGGUAAAGUUUAAGCUUGUGAUCCUUGACGAGGCAGAUCAGAUGUCCCACGAUGCCCAGGCGGCGCUGCGUCGCGUUAUCGAGAAGUACACGCGCAACGUGCGCUUCUGCCUCCUCUGCAACCACAUCAACAAAAUCAUUCCCGCUCUGCAGUCUCGGUGCACUCGCUUCCGCUUCGCACCAGUGAAGAAGUCGGCGAUGAUGCCGCGCCUCCGGUACGUUGCAGAGCACGAAGGCGUCAAGUAUACGACGGACGGGCUGGCGGCCGCGUACCGCCUCAGCCAAGGCGAUUUGCGCCGGUGCCUCAACACCAUGCAGGCCUCGGCUCUCUCUGCAAAUGAGAUUACGGAAGAGUCUGUCUACCGAGUCACCGGGAACCCGACCCCUGCGGACGUGACGACGAUCGUGUCGCACAUGCUUUCUAGCGACUUCGCGACAAGCUGGAUCAAGACAGAGGAGGCUGUUACGCAGAAAGGUAUCUCCAUGGCGGACUUGACUCGCGAGAUCCAUCCCGUCGUGAUGGCCAUGGACUUGCCUCAGGACUGCAAGUGUUUUCUGCUCAUGAAGCUUUCGGACCUCGAGUACUACGCGGCCGGCGGGGCGCGUGAGUCGGCUGGCCUUGGUGGGCUGCUGGGGGCCUUUCAGCUUGUCAAGGAGACCGUUACGCAGCGCAAGCCAAUCAAGGAUGUGGCCGGAGACUGCGCGUUCUAA